Messenger RNA from Peromyscus californicus insignis, 14431 nucleotides. RefSeq names its product adenosine deaminase tRNA specific 2 (gene Adat2). Gene Ontology annotation, cellular component: nucleus; cytoplasm. Bases 84 to 659 code for a protein of 191 amino acids. The record is from RefSeq and is a predicted model, not a curated record. Gene Ontology annotation, biological process: tRNA wobble adenosine to inosine editing. Lineage: Eukaryota; Metazoa; Chordata; Mammalia; Rodentia; Cricetidae. Gene Ontology annotation, molecular function: zinc ion binding; tRNA-specific adenosine-34 deaminase activity. The transcript has 8 exons.
CCGGAAGCAAGGGCCCGCGCCCGCCGCGUUCCGCUGCCCUCUCUCCUCCGGCUCCCGGGCCUUCGUCUCUGAGGGAGGGCGGGAUGGAGGAGAAGGUGGACUCCGCCGCCGCUACAGACGGCUCGUGCGUGGUGUCGGCACAGGAGAUCGAAAAGUGGAUGGCGGAGGCCAUGCGAAUGGCCAAAGAAGCCCUUGAAAACACUGAAGUUCCUGUUGGCUGCCUUAUGGUCUACAACAAUGAAGUUGUGGGGAAGGGAAGAAAUGAGGUGAACCAAACAAAAAACGCUACUCGGCAUGCUGAAAUGGUGGCCAUUGAUCAGGUCCUGGACUGGUGCCGUCGACACAGCCACAGUCCUGCCGAAGUGUUUGAACACACCGUGCUGUACGUCACCGUGGAGCCGUGUAUCAUGUGUGCCGCUGCCCUCCGCCUCAUGAAAAUCCCGCUGGUUGUCUAUGGCUGCCAGAAUGAACGGUUUGGCGGUUGUGGUUCUGUCCUAAACAUUGCCUCUGCUGACCUACCCAAUACCGGGAGACCGUUUCAGUGCGUCCCCGGAUAUCGUGCUGAAGAGGCCGUGGAGCUCCUAAAGACCUUCUACAAACAAGAAAACCCAAAUGCACCCAAAUCAAAAGUUCGGAAAAAGGAUUGUCAAAAAUCUUGAUGUUCUGAUGAAAGACUGGUGCCCUUUGGAGACUUGGACAGAACUCCCGACUGAGAGCCGUUGGCCUUGCUGAUAUCAACAGUCCUUUCACUCCCUUUUGUACCUUUACAAACGGAGACAACAUCUGCCUCUUGAGAGUCCGUGAUAUGAACACUACAAGGAGCUCUUAGCAGCGUCUCUGAAAAGACAUGAUGAAGAAAGAUGUGCACAGACUUUUAAUCACUGCCCUUCUUCAUUUUGGAUUCUUUCAGCUCCCUCUCACCUGUGAAUGCCAGUGACGAAGACAACCUUCCUAGCUACACGUCCGUCUGAUGGCAGGAUUGAUGACAUUGGUGAGAGUCAGGUGUGCGGGCGACCUGUGUAUCCACGUUACACAAAGGUUGGUGAAAAACAACCACAGUACCUGAUGGAGAAAGGCAAGUUCUGUUGGAGAAUUUUUAAUUGUUUUCAAUUGUCCCUUCACUUGGUGGUUCAUUCCAACAGCCUUGGCUACAGAAAUAACAGUUGAGUGUAGGCUACAAAUCAUUUGGUGCCAUUUAAUAUUUUUCUGCUUUCUUCAGAAUAUCAAGAGUGCUGUUCUGGAUAGCUGCUUUUGUUUGCAGACAGGCAUAAAUGAAGAGUUACGGAGUCUAUUUCUUUCCCAAAGGCAUAUUCUCAACCCCAUGGCAGGCUCAGGUACUGCAUUGCUCUUGAUCUCCUGUAGGGUGUUGUAGCACACCAGGACACAGCUCCUUGUCUUCUUUGAAGCAGCAGCUCUUACAGACUCCAUUUUGGUUUUGAGCUUUCUGUUUUUUCUUCAUAAACAGCUUCCAGAAUGAGACUGGAGUGUGCCCAGGAUUAUAUAGCAUUUUGUAACUUUGGUGAGACAAACAACUUACUCCUCAAUAGACAUCAUCUUUUUAAAAAAAUUAUAUCCCUGUUCUUGUUUUUGAAGACCUCUGGGUACAUCAUUAAGUCAUUUAUUUGAGGUAUUUUGAGUUUUCAGUAUAAGCACUUAGCUAUAAACUUUAUUCUUAGAACCAUGUUAGCUAUUCCUCAAUGGCUUUUGUAAAUUGUACUUUCAUUUUCAUUUGAUUCUAGGAAUUUUAAAAUCUCACCCACAAUUUCGUAAUGAUCCACUAGUCAUUGAAAAAUGUAUUGUUCAAGUUGGGUGUGAUAGCAUACAUCUCUAUUCUCGGUGCUUAGGAGCAGGGGAUGGGGAGUUUAGGGCCAUCUUGGGCUACAUAGUUAAGUGUGAGGCCAGCCUGGAUACCUAAAACUCUUUUCUAAAAAAUAAAAAGUAAAAAAGGAGAAAAGAAAAAAAACAUGAUACAUUGUUCCAUCUUUAGCAUUUGUGUCAUGUGUAUAGUGUCACUAGUUUCUGAUUUCUAGUUUUAUUCUAAUAUGAUCAAUAAGGCAUUAAGACAUUUCUCUUCUUUUGUAUUUGUUAAGACUUGCUUCAUGGACUUGAAUGUGAUAUAUUUUAAAGAAUGUUCCUUGAGCUUCUGAGAAGAGUUUGUAUCUUGUGUUUGUUGAGUAGAAUAUUCUUUAGAUAGCUAUUGAGUCUGUCGGCUCUCUAGUGUAGUUUAACUCUGAAGUUUCUUUAUUGAAGAUAGUUUAGAUGACCUAUCUAGAUGUGAGAAUGGGAUAUGUCACCUGCUGAAUUAUUGGAUUAGUACCUUUGUGAUCUUUUAUGCUCAUUAGUGUUUAUUUUAUGAAUUUGGGAGCCCAAUGUUCAGAAUGUGUAUGCGUGAAUGUACAAUUGUUACUGCUUCCUGAUUCAUUGUUAUAGCUUCCUGAUUCAGUGGUCUUCUUCAGCUCUUUUGACAAGGUUUUGUUUGGAGUCUAUCAGAUAUGAAAAGAGCUAUCUAAGGUUGUGUGGGGCAUCUAUUUAUUUACUUAGUUGUGGGACUUCCAUCCUUUGACUUUCAGUUUAUGACUUUUUUAACCUGUGACGUAUGUUUCUUGGAGACAAUAGUUGAUUUUUUUUUCAAUCCAGUCAGUAACUCUGUGCCUUUUGAUUGCUGAGCUGAGACUAUUUGCACCUAAAACUAUGAUCAAGAAAGGCUUGCUGUUUCCUGUGGUUUUGUUGGGUGUUGUUCUGAUUGGUUGGAUUGUUGGUACUUGUCUUCCACUCCCUGUUAGUAUUAGGAGCUUUCUGGUUUGCUGUCCUGGACAUGAUGUACUCCUCCCUCUUUCCCCUGUGCACAUCUCUCAUGAAGUGUACUUUUCCUAGGUUCUCAUGAUGGACUCUGUUGUGCUUUCUCCUCUGUGUAGCAGUUCUUUAAGUAUCUUACACAAUGCAGGAAUGGUGUCCGUGAACUCCCUUGGUUUAUACUUGCCUUGAAAUGUUCCUAUUUCUCCAUAAAAUUUAGGAGGUAUCUAUGAUGAAUAUAAUAAUCUUGGCUGGUAGUAAUAAUUUCAGGGAUCAAAAUAUAUUAUUCCCUGCUUUUCUAGCUUUAAGGCUUCUGAUUAAAGAUCUUAUGUUAUUUUGAUAUGUUUGCCUUUUGCAGUGAGGUAGUGUUUUUCCUUUACAACUUUUAGUAUUGUUUUCUAAUUUACAUAAUUGAGAUUUUUUUUAACUAUAAUACCAUAGUAUAUAAUAUAUAUAAUACCAUCUCUAUUUGAGGUUCUAAAUGUCUCUUAUGUUUGGAUGUCCAUUUCUUUCUCUAAAUUAAAAAAAUGCUAUGGUUUCAUUGAAUAGAUUCUCUGUGCCUUUAGUUUUAAUCUCAGCUGUUUCUUCUAGCCUAUGGAGUCUUUAAAAAAUUUUUAUUACUCUUAAUUAUGUGCACCUAUGUGUGUAUGUGGGUAUGUGCACAUGAGUGCGGGUGCCCAAGGAGUCCAGAGGUCAGACACCCUGGAGCUAGAGUUUCAGACUCAACACCUGUGUCACACUCAGUUGUGAGCUGCCUGACAAGGAUGUUGGGAACUGAACUCGGGUCCUCUGAAAGGGCAGCAAGGGCUUUUAACCACUGAGCCAUCUCUCUAGACUUGGAUUUUUUAAAAUUAUUUAUUUUAUAUCCAUACCAAAGCCUCCCCUCCCUCUUCUCCUCCCAGUCCCUUCACCCAUCUCUCUCCCUCAAUCCACCCUUCCUCCCUAUUCACUCAGAAAGAGAUGGGACUCCCAUGGGCAUCAGCAAGCAUUAGCCUAUGAAUAUACAUGCACACACACACACACACACACACACACACACACACACACACACACAGAUAUUGGGUGUUGUGGUCAUACUCCCUUUUUUUUCCUGGAUUGAUGUUUGAAUAUAUCAUUUCUGCACAUUCAUAUUUCAUCUGGAUAUUCCUUCUUUUGCUUAGCUGAGUCUAUUGAUGAUGUUUUCCAUUUGAUUUACUGAAUUUUUAUUUAUAACAUUUCUGGUGUGUGUGUUAUUUUUUCUUUUACGAUCUCAAUUUUCUUUCUGGAUUUUUCUUUCAUGUAGCUGACUUUUCCAUUCAUGUUGUUGACUUUCUUAACCAUUUUGCCUUUUUCCCUGUGUUGCUAAGUUUUCCUCUGAAAGUCUAGGUUUGAAUUCCUCUGAUUGUCUGUGUCUUCUCUGAGAUCAUUGGUCCAAGUGCAAAAGCAAUUGGCAGCAAGAUGGGGCAGAAAUUAAUGAAAUGGGAGCUAAAAGAGCAGUACAUAAAAUCAAUCAAACAAAAGAGGGGCAUUUGAAAAGAUAAACAAUAUUGACGACUUCUUAUCCAAACUAACCUAUUGAAAGAGUGAGAAAAUGAAAACUGGUAAACCUGGAGAUGAGAAAAAGAUGUUGUAACAUAUUCCAGUAAAACGUAAAGGAUCCCUGAAAAAUGAUCUGAAAAAUUUUGUUUGCAAAUCUCGAAAAUCUAGAAGAAACAGAUAAAAUUCAAGAUAUAUAAGACCAAAAAAUAAAUAAAUAAAAGUAUAUAUUGCUGAAGAUAACACAUAUUCGAAUCCUAGAACAUAGAGCAAUCAAGCUGGUAUUGACCCAGAAGCUUCAUCCCUACUGGCUGGCUUUCAUAGUUCUCCAAGGUGCAAUGCAUGUGUAUUGAAGGAAAAAUAUAAUCAGAAAUCUUGCCCAGCUAUGAGCCUUCCAAGCUACAAUAAUAACUGCCUACCAAGACUUUCCAACUAACACAACAGAGGCACAUAUACAAGGGAAGUAAACAAUCACUUUCGGAUUGGAUUGAAGUCCUACUCCACAAGAUGAAACCCAUACCUGGUACCAUUAUCAGGUCAAGAACACAUGGGUAAACAUGUCACAGGCUCUAGGUUGCCAAAUGAAUAUAGUAUUAAAAUGACUCACAAUGAUUUAUCAUUAUACCCAAAGAUCAAUGCAUCUCUCAGUCCUCAUCUGAGAAGCUUGCAUUUUCAAUAGAUUGUGAUUAAUACAAAGACUCACAACUGGCCAAAAUGCAGACAAUCUGCAGAAUGCUCAGCUCUAAAGGGAACUAAUACUCUGCACCUCCUCCUCCCAAGGCUCUGGGAUCAUUGUGGAAGAGGCAUUUCAAGAGCUAGAGGCAAUGGAUAAUUAUAAGGAAAUAGUGUCCUUUGGGCACAGUAGGGCAGCUCCACAUAGGAAUUCACAGUGGCUGCCAUAGUAUGCACAAAACCUAUGAAAAUCCAAGACAGAUCAAAUCCCAGCAAAAACAUGGGAGUGGGAUAGUGAAUCCUAUCUAUACUCAUGGAGCUAUUGGCAAUUGCUGGCUUCUGGAAGAAGGAGAGACAUUUUUCUCUAAGUGUGUGGUCCUUGGGAAGUAGCUAUGCUCCAAUAGUUUGGGCAGUCCUGAUGGGUGAAGACUUUAUAAAAGGACACAAAGUUAUAUGGACUGAAAAGAAGGGGUCAAUCUGGAAAGAGAUGGGGGAGUGAAUGUUAUCAAACACAUUGUAUGAAACUGUCAAAUAACCAAUAAACAUAAAUAUAAAUAAUUAUAAUAAUAAAUGUUUAAAAUAUUCUCAAUAAAAUACGUGAAGAUUGAAUUUAAGAACAUAUAAGAAUCAUAACCCAUGACCAAGUUAGUUUCAUCUCAGGAUUCAGAGUUAGUCCAGCAUCUGUAAACUAAUUAAUGUGACACAAAAAUAGACAUAAGGACCGAAAUCACAUGAUCAAAGAUCAGCAUUCUUUCACAAUAAAAGUCUAAGGAAACUAGGAAUAGAAGGCACACAUCUCAAUAUUGUUAAGGCUAUCCUUUAUUAAGGCUAUCCAUGCGAAGUCUAUUGCCAAUAAAGGAGAAAAACACAAUGAUCUCUAGUCCUAUACAUUUCCUAUAUAAAUAUUAUAAUUUCAUUUUCCUUCAUGGCUGAACAAAAUUCCAUUGCGUAUGUGUGCCACAUUUCUUUAUCUAUUCAUCUGUUGAUGGGCAUGUAGGCAUCUUUUAUUUCUUAGUUACUGUGAAUAAUGCGGUAUUGUGCAUCUUUCUCAUUGGGACCAUUAGCUCCCCAGUAAUGACACAGAGACGACUUAUUAAUUAUGAAAGCUCAGCCAAUAGCUAGCUCUUAUAAUUUAAAUUAACCCAUAUCUCUUAAUCUGCGUUCUUUUAUGUGGCUCGGUUACCUUUAUAAUGCCCAUGCUGCUUGCUCUGUGUCCCCUGGCAUCUCCUCCUUCUUCUUCCCAGCAUUCUCUCUGCCCCCCGAAAUCCUGCCUAGCUAUUGGCCAUUCAGCUUUUUAUUAAACCAAUCAGAGUGACAUAUCUUCACAGGGUACAAAAAGGCUACUCCACAACAGUGUGACAGUGAGCGUGGGUGCAUAUUUAUUUCUGUGGUACGUUGGCUGCAUCCUUUGAGUGUAAGAGGAGUGGGUAGUGAGGUCAUGGGCUUGCACCAGUUUAUGUGUCUACCUGUAGUGAAUAGAGAUUCCUUCUUCCCCACAUCUUGAUCAGCAUUUGUUGCCAUUGAUUUUUGUUUUUGUUUUGUCUGUUCUUGUUUUGUUUUGUUUUGCAUGACUAUACUGACCAGGGUGAUGUAAUUUCACAGUAGUUAUUGUUUGCGUUUCUCUGAUGGCUGAGGAUGUUGAACACUUAGGCAAGCUUAUUGACCAUUUGUAUUUCUUCUUUGGAGAACUGCCAAGUCUGUUCAUUAGUCCAUUUGAAAGACUUGUUUUAUGGUAUUUCAUUCUGCAACUCAUCUUCUAGUCUAGAUAUUAACCCCCCACACACACAGUCUUGUUCUAGUUGGCAACAAAUUUUUCUCAUUCUGUAGAUCAUCUCUUAACUUAGAUGAAUUGUUCCUUUUCUGUGCGAACGCUUUUUAAUUUCGUGUAAUGUCAUUUGUCAAUUAUUAGAAAUUGCUUCCUGUGUGAUGAGAGUCUUUUUCAGGAAGCCUCCGACUAUGCCUAUGUCUUCAAGUAUUUUCCCCUAUGUUGUACUGUAAUGUUUCAGGCUGUCAGGUCUUACAUUAAGGUUUUUUGAUCCAUUUUGAAUUGAUUUUUGUGCAGGGCUACAGAGAAGGAUCUAACUUCAUUCUUCUUCAUGUGGAUAUCUGUUUUUCUAACACUGUUUGCUGAAAAGGCUUUUUUUGUGUGUGCCCAAUGUAUAUUUUUGAUAUCUUUGUCAAAAUUAGGUGCUUUUAGCCGGGGUGUGUUUUGGAGUCCUCUCUUCUCUUUCACUGAUCCGAAAGUCUGUUUUGUGUUGAUGUCAUGAGGUUUUUGUAACUAUGGCCUUUAGUAGAAUUUGAGAUCAGGUGUUGUAAUGCAUACAACAUUGCUCUUACUGCUUAGAAUCGUUCUGACUGUUCAGGGUUUUCUGUGUUUCCAUAUGAAUUUUAAGAUUGUUCCCAGAUCUGUGAAAAAUGUAAUAGUAAUUUUGAUGUUAAAUGUGUUGAUUUUACAGAUACCUUUAGUAAUAUCUGUUUUUAUAAUUCUGCCAAUCCAUGAGCAUAAUUGUUCUCUCUGUCUUCUAGAAUCUUCAUCAAAUGUUUCUUCAAUCUCCAAGUUUUUAUCAUAGAAGUCUUUCACCUCUUUGGUUAUAUUUACUCUUAGGUAUUUCUAAAGCUAUCAUAUGUGAAACUUAUUUUUCCUGGUUUCUUUCUCACCAAGAGUAUUAUUGGUUUGUAGAAAGGCUACUAAUUUUUGUAUGUUGGCAUACUUGUGUACUUAUUUUAGUUUACAUUCUGCAUAUAAAAGAAAACAUGAUAUCUGUACUUCUGAGUCAUAUAUAUUUAUAUGUAUCUGUUACAUGAGUGUAUGCAUGGGUCACAAAAGUAAAAAGGGGACCAUAAGAAGAGAGAAAGAGAAUUCAAGGAGAGAAUAGCAGCUGGGGAUAUCGCUCAGUUGGUAAGAAAGAGAUGCUUAUCUUGGAAGCAUAAGGCCUGCAUUUGGAUCCCCAGCAACCAUUUAAAAGGCUAGCAUGGAGACACAUACCUGCAAUACCAGCAAAGGAGAGGCUGAGUCAGGGCAAUCUCUGAGACAUUCUGACCAGACAGUCUUCAGUGAGAGACCCUGCCUCAGAAGUAAGGUGAGGAGUGAUCAAGGAAAACAUUCAACAUUGACCUCUGGUCUCCAAACAAGUCCUCCCAGAUACAAAUACACAUACACUCACACACCCGAGACAAAGGGAAACUGGAACAGAGGGUAACUGAAUCUGUGUGACACAAAGCAGAAGAAAGGGUUGGCUGGUGGAGACUUGGGAGGAUCGAAGGGAGGCGAGGAAGAACAGAGUAUAGCGACACAUAGGUAUGACAGUGCUGUGGUGAAGCCAGUCACACUGCACGCUAACCAAAAAACUAGGAAAAAGUAACAAAAAGGAAAAAGUAAUAUCCUUAGCUUCUCCUAGGGUUUGAAUAUCCUCCAAAAGGCCAUGUGUUGUCCCUAACUCACGUAGUCAUAUGUAGACAGCAUUUGGAGAUGGGGCUACUGGGAGGAAUUAAGAUUAGAGAUGAUAGGGUGGGACCCCAAUGUAGCACUGGUGGCUUUACUUGAAGAAGAUAACCUGAGCUAACGGGAUUUCACUUUCACUGAACCUGGUUGGUAGAGUAAGGCGCAGCACCAAAGCCCCGCACAAACACAAUGCAAAUGCCAACACAAUGGUCUCGAAUCUCCAGUCUCCAGAACCAUGAUCUCAAUACUAUUCUUCAUCAAUUACUGUAUUUCAGGUGUUUCACUAUAGAAACAGAAAAUGGACUGUUUCUAAGUUACUUUUAUUUUUCAUCCACAGAGAACUGCAUAUACUUUUUGUUUUAAUGAAAACUACUUUUUAUGAGGAGAAACCAUAGAAAUACAACACACACAUUAACAAGAACAACGAAAAGCCCAGUAUGGUCAGUGACAUUGUAUGAUAAAAAGAAAUUCCUAGUAGCAAACAAACAACUCUUCGAGGAGGGGAAGUUGAGAGUGCUGACGCGGGGUGUCGAGUUUUGGAAGGACAUGGGAAAGAAUCAGUAUUGACAGGAAAGAUUUGCUGAGUGUCUAAAUAAAGCCGUAGUUGAAGUGAGCAUUAGUUAAAAAGUGUUCAUAGCCUCAGAACUGUAUUGAAGUAAAACUGAGAUUGAGAUGGUCCCCAAGUGCUUAACAGCCCUCGAAUGAAAGUGAGGAGCCAGUACUGGGGGCACUGUCUGGGGAUGGAUGCUCAGGGAACACUGUGCACAUGUAACCCCAACAGCUCCUUGGAUUUUACUGAGGACAGGUGCGUUUUCAUUUGUGUGUGACAAUCUUGAGCAGCGCAGUCUUAGCAGCUAUGGCCUCGUUAAUGAAUAACCCUUGCCAAUCUUGAUAACAUGUGACACACCGUUUCUUCAAAUCAGAUGGGCAAGAUAAAGGCACUUCUUGUUAAAUCAGGGAUGCCUUUAACCUCAGUUGUGGUAAUAAGUUUUUGACAGUUUGCCAAGUCAUGGAGCCUUGUAAAUCAACCUGGAAGCCCGUCUAUUGCAUACUUCUUUUUGAGCUGUAUGUUUUCUGGUUGUUUCUGUGGUUUCUUUAGGUCUGUGGUGGUAUCCAUGAGAAUGGCCUCCAUAGGCUCAUGUCUUUGAAUGCACGGUCACCAGGGAGUGCAACUCUUUGAAAGGAUUUUAAGGAUUUAGGAGGCAUGGCCUUGUUGGAGUAGGGUGGCAUCAUUGAGGAAGUGUGUCACUGCCGACUGGGUUUGGGGGUUUCAGAAGCCCAGGUAUGGCCUCAGUCUCUGCCUGCAGCCUAGAUAUCAGGAUGUAACGUUCUCAGCGAUUGCUCCAGCACCAUGCCUGUCGGCUUUCUGCUGUGAUGAUCAUGGCUGACCUCUGAAACUGUAAGCAAGCCCUCAAUGAAAUGCUUUCUUUCACAAGCGUUGCCUUUGACUCGGUCGUGGGGUCUCUUCACAGCAAUCAAAGAGUAACUAAGGCUAGCUCUGGCCGGUGGCUCCCAGCCCGUAGGAACGUUGAUUCCCUUUACUUCUUUGUACUCUCAGUCCCUUCAGAGCUGGAAAACUCUUCAAACAAGCUUUCAAAGGUUAUUAAACAGGAAUCAGAGACUUAGUGUGAACAUCGGCAGGGAUUGCUGUAGUCUCUCAUGUGGAGUGGGAGCCGUGUGUGUGUGUGUGUGUGUGUGUGUAAAACUGGUACCUUUUGUGCUAGCUGCCUGAUGUCUAGCUGCAUUGUGUACAGCUGUAGGGGGGUUUGGGAUAGCAUACUUUAAACCAGAGGAUGAAUACAAAUAGGAUGACCUUAUUGUCACUUGCCCUGGGGAUCCCAAUACACUGCGAGUAUAGUGAGGGGCAAUGGCCUCUGUUUUUUUCCUAAGUAACUGAGCAGUGGGAAAUUUGUGGUUGGGUCUUGGGGGGAGGUGUGACCAUGAAACUGACUUGCUUGGGUGACUCUGGAUUGGGAGGAUUUAGCAAAAGAAAGAUAACUUCCCCUCCUGGUUCUACUGUGACCUCAAAAAGAAUUGUCUACUUACUUGAGUUUUCUUCUUGCUAUUUUGAAUAAUUUGUAAGGUUUGCAACAGAGACUAAUAGUUCUCUAGUUUAGCAAAGUAGCGUGACACAUGCCUUAAUUUCAGCACUUGGGAGGCAGAAGCAGGCAAGUUUCUGUGAUCUGGAAGCCUGCUUGGUCUCCAUCGUGAGUUCUAGGCCAGCCAGGGCUACCUGGUGAGACCCUGUCUCAAAAUAACAAUAAACGAAAACCCAUAUUCUUCUAGUUUAACUCCCUGAGCUGUGAGUUUCUAUUUAAGACACUUUAAAAUGCAGAAUCUGUGAUAGAUGGCCAACUGGUAGAUGCCAGAUCUAGUGUGCUCCAAGAUCAGAUGUCAGGACAAGAGCGGCAAUGCAAAUUACCUGGACCUUUCUCAUCAGUCCCCAUGUGACAGAGCAAGACAAGUCAAAUUCUUGAUAAGCACCACCUUUCUGGCCCCAUGAUCAUCGUCUAGCUAUGAGACAACAGAAGUUGGGGGUGGGGUCCUCUGCUGCAGCUCAGAACCCCUCCAGACUGACCUUUGAAGAGAAUAAUUGCAGUGCAGUCUUGGCCAGUCAGGCUCUGGUUGACUUGUGCUGUCAGGGUCUCACAGACCUCCUCCUGGUCCAAACACAUUAAAUCCAACCCCAUUCAGCACACUCUCUGCCCCUUUAGACUCAGCCAUCUGCACGUCGAGGUGUGAAGGGAUAGUUAGUACAUCGUCAAAAUCUCCAACAGAUUUUGUUGUUAACAAAACUGACAAAUCCAUGCAUUUUAAAGGGAAGAAGGGUGGGGUGGGCAAGCACACAUUUUACUUUCAACAUUUCAUCAGAAAUGAGUGAGACACAGACUGGAGAUAAAAAUCUUGGCUGUGAAAUAAUGACUUAGUACCCAAGUUUCUGUUCUGUCACAGGGAUGGAAAAGGAGGGCUGUUUCUUACCAGAGUUCCAGGGCCUCUCAGUACGGCUGGAUUGGAACAAAAAUUGAGAUUCCCCUGUCUCCUUUUCAGAUCGUCUGCAGCACACACACCAGACGUGGUAUUUCAGGAGAGCCACCGAGAAUGUUGUAUGCCAUAUGGAGAAUGCAUUGCAUCUUAAACUUGGCCAUCAUUCGUGACCACACACAUGCUUAGGAAAUGGAAUAUACAUACACGAUUUGGAUAGUCAUGGUACAGCAUUAUGCUUGGGGAAAUAAAAUAAAAGGCAGUAGAAUUAAGGGAAGACCCCCAAAUUCUCAGCUGGGUGUGUCUGUUUCAGAAAUACCAGCUACAGACCGCAUUUUGACCAGAUCUUAUCCAUUAACUAGUAUCACAGGUGUUCUGAGACCUGUGAUUCCCAGCAGGAUUUAAUUUAUACCACUUUUAAAGUUUAUUCCAUCCAAGUUCCUGUCUUGCUUUCCUAUUAAAUACAUCAAUAAAGUUCAAAUACCUCACUAUGAAUUAUAAGGCUCCCUAUUACCAGGUUAUUCUACCACUCUAGACCCCCCUUUCUAAUAUUUCUCCCCUGAAUCAUCACUAUUUUCUUUCUUUCCUUCCUUCCUUUGUGCUUUCUUUCAUUCAUUCUUUUUUGUACACAAAGGACAUAUUUAUUGUCAGGUGCACUUCACGUUUAAACAGCUUUAUAAGAAAGGUUACAACAGAAAAAUUUUUGUUGUCUUUUUUUUUUUUACUUUUGAGAUUAUAAGUCCAACAUUUCUCCCUUCCAUUUUCUCCUGACAAGCCUUCCAUAUACCUCUCUCCACUCUCCUUCUAAUUCAUGGCCCUUUGUUUGUUUGAUUUUUUUUACAUGAAUUGUUAUUGUAUGCAUAGAUGUAUAUACACAUGUACUCAUAAAUAUAACCGACUCAGUCUGUAUGAUGUUACCUGUAUGUAUGUUUUUAGGACUGACCAUUUGGCACUGGACAACCAGUUGGUGUGCUCUUUCCUGGGGAAGAGCACCUCUUCCAUUCCCAGCCUUCUUCAGUUGUCUAUAGUUGGUUGUGUUACUCUCUGUCCCUAGUAUGUGUCAAUAUCAGCCCCUCAGGGCCUUUGCAUUUCCUCUUCCUUCUGCAUGGAAUGUGCCCCUCCCACUCCAAGACGGGCUGCUUCUCGUUCUUUAGGACUCCUCUGUUUGCGGUCACAACUCCCAAGAGGUCUUCUCCAAUUCUCCAUUGUGUCUUAUCUCUCCCAUUGCCUCACCACAUGGGUUUUCCGUUUCUUUUUUCCAAUCACUUCUGGGUCGUUUGACAGCCCAGCAAAUUGUUUUUUCCUCUCCUCAGCAAACAUGCAAACCUCAUGGCUACAGAGAUAUGGUUGGUACUACUCAAGACCCCAUACCAGCUAGGUUCACAUCUGUAGACCCAAGGGCUACUUAGGUGUGGGCCACAAGUCCCAGUGUAUGUCUUGAGAGUCAGAUCAACAGAACAACUAAACUACAAAAAUGUUCUGCUGAACAAGGGUCUCCCACCAAGUCAUGAAUCUGCUUCCUCUGGAUCGCUUGUUUUCUGAAAAGAUGAGAUAGCAAAAUCAUUUUAAUCUCACAGAAUUUUCUAUAUCAACUCAUUUUCUCAGUCCCUCUGCUCAGUCCUUUGGGUCCCACCCUCAGCCUGAUUCAAAUCUCACAUGCCCUAGGAAGCCCCUCAACAGCUCUCUCCUCCCUGCUUCCCUGGACUCUUCUUCUAGCUGCCUUCCACACCAGUAAGCAUUCAGAUUCAUCCCAGUUUAUGAACUCACAUCUGCAAUAUCUUUCCCAAGAAAAGAUAGUUCUUCCUUUUUUUUAGUGUGUUGAUAGGGAGAGUGUGGCAGGUAAGUAUGUGUUUCUGGGUAUUUAAGAAUAAAAUUUUAUGAGUUUAUUUUCCUUUAACUUUUUUCUCACUUUAUUAACUGAUAUGGGAAGUCACCCAGGUCUUCCAUGAAAUAUGCUUGCCAUCAUAUUUAGGGAGGAAAGCAAUGAAGUCAUAUCUGUCCGUGGCCUCAAGUCUAAAAUACCCAAUGAAUAUGCCCACUCAGAAUGGUCUGUUGCUACAGUAGAUGACACUCAGUUCCAUGGCUCUGCAUGAAGUCCCAUGCUACUGUGAACUCCAGGGUUGGAUGAACAUCCUGGUGUUCUCUACCAGUCUGCUACCCUAGCAUGAAUCUGCAGAGCCAUGUUUCAACACAGUAGCCAGUUGACAACAAGAGUUUGUCAUCCCAUCCUUUCUCCUGUCUCAGCAGGAGCAAAACUUAACAGCCCCCAAAACUUUGACAAGAUAUCUAUGGACAGACGGAAGGUGUUUGGCCUUUAUCGUGGUGUUGAGGUAUUGCAGUGGUUGGGCCAGCCCAGCCAGGAUGCUCAGUGCCCCAAACUAGGUGACAAGAGCUGCCUGUAUUCCUGCUGUUUCCAUGGAGGCCAAACGUUUGUGUGGGUUCAGUAAUCCCCAGCAGCAGCUCACACUGAGGUGCAGUCUCCCUCACUUGGUGCCAGGAGAAUGCACCCAGUGAACUCUCAGAGCAUGCUGCUCCCCAGCUCCUCAUGCUCUGAACCUGGAGGUUUCACAAUCAGCCUGACUCGGUGACCCAUGCUACUUGAUUACAUAAUUAAACAGGGAUUUAUAGUCUGCUGUGUCCACACUUGUGGGGUGCUGAGCUGUACAACACAGGAAAGGAGAUGGAGUAGAGGCCAGUGAAACCCUCUAAGUCAGUGGUUCUCAACCUUUCUAAUGCUGAGACCCUUUAAUAAAAUUCCUCGUGUGCGACCCCCCAACCAUAAAAUUAUAUUUGUUGCUACUUCAUAACUAUCAUUUUGCUACAGUUAUGAAUCAUAAAUAUCUGUUUUCUGUUGGUUUUAGGUGACCUCCCCGUGAAAAGGUCGUUAGAUCACCCAAAGGGUCUCGACCCACAGGUUGAGAACUGCUGCUCUAGAUUGUCAUUUCCUCCCUGCUGCCCUCACAUCUGUCUCAGUACUUCUCUGCCUUUUCCUCAUGGCGUUUCCAUAGCUCGUGGAGGAAACAUGAA